UAGACCGCAACACGUUUCGUUGCUCUUUCGGUAACGGCGUCGUUUGACUCCGCAAAGUUUCUAAUCGUCUAUAUUCUUUCCGCCGGCCGCAAUUUCUGCAUACUGCCCCGUCUACGCCGCCGGCAAGUGCCGUAACUGCAAGAAGCGAAACCGAGAACAGAACAGUGAACUACUCCAAAGUCCAAACCGAAGCUCUGAACUCAAUUUGAAAAGGGGAAAGCCAUCGCAGCUCACGCUAGACUUUCCAAACCACAGAAAUGUGUGGAGACGCGACGAACUGGGACGAGAGAGCAUACCGAGAGAACGGGAAGCCCAAACCCUAACGGUCUUUAGGACGGCGUGGGCACCUUCUCCUGAUCCCGUUCCAGACGCCGUCGUUGUAGCCUCCAGUGAUGGAUCGAUCGCUUCAUACUCUAUCUCCUCUUGCGCCUCCUAACUCCCAGUGGGUUUUGGCUAUGGAAUGGCUCAGCGGUAAGUACUUGACGAAGCUGGUGACUGUCCUUCUCCACAAUUUGCUUAAUCUUUGUGGUGAUGAUGGCCUUAUUCGAGGAUGGAAAUGGAAUGAAUUUACAGAAUCAGAGAUUCCAGUUUCCACGCAAGGAAAUCAUAUGGAGCCAGUGGUUGACUUGGUGAAUCCCCAACACAGAGGUCCAUGGGGUGCUCUUUCUCCAACCCCUGAAAACAAUGCUAUUGCUUUAGGCACUCAGGACGCAUCCAUAUUUUCUGCUGCUGGUGAUUCUUGUGCAUAUUGUUUGGACGUGGAGACAACUAAGAUUAAAAAGGGUUUUAGGGGGCACUUGGAUUACUUGCACUGUAUAGUUUCCCGCAACUCUUCCAACCAGGUUAUAACUGGUUCUGAAGAUGGAACAGCAAGAAUUUGGGAUUGCAAAAGUGGGAAGUGCAUCAGAGUAUUUGAUCAGGGGAAGGAUAAGAAGUUGAAUAGAUUCUCUACCUCUGUUAGAUGCAUUGCACUUGAUUCAAGUAACAGCUGGUUGGUAUGUUUUUGGGAAGAUACCACUCUAGUUUGAUGCAUGUUCUGAUAUGAUUGAUGAAGGAUGUUUGUUGUUGUACAGUGGAUGAGAGGGAGAUGAACAAUCAAUCGUGUUUCCAAUGUUAAAAAGUGUAAUGUUUUGUCUAGUAUUGCUGACAGUUAACAAGGCUAAUAGUUGAACAGGGUGGCUUACCAAAAUAUUGUACAUGUUCAUAGGCUUGUAGCAGUGGUCAGAGCUUAUCAGUUUGGAAUCUGCACGCUUCUGAGUGUGUUUCGAGGACUUCUACUAGUGCAUAUUCGACAACAACCAAGUAAAGCCAAGUACUAGCUGUUGGAUCAGAACCUUUCCUCAGUUUAUUCGAUCUAAAUGGGAAGAUUCUUUCACGAAUACCAUGCACUCCGCAGUCCGCAUUCUCUGGCUCUUUACAUUCAUCAGGGGUGACAGCAAUUGGAGGUUACGGCGGUCUUGUAGACGUGAUAUCCCAGGUUCGAAGCCACUACUGCACUUUCUGCUGCAGUCGAGCAUAAAGAGAGAAAGCGAGAAUGUCUACGAUGUCUUUUUAUUCGCAUCACCUCUAAGUUGCAUCUGGAAUCAGAAGUUGUCAGCUGCAGCAUUUGGAUCAUCCCAUGGUGAAAGCAGUUAAAAGGUGAGGAGGCAUUCAUAUAUGUUAAAGAAGUUUAGGGGGGAACACCACAGCAACAGGAGAGGUCUCUCUGUUUUCAAUUGUAAAGACGAAUUCGGUGUCGCUUCUUAGAACUUCUGUAGACAUAAUUUCUUUCAUCUUAACCCAAUUUGAUGUUAGUUAACCCUCUUAUCCAAUGAAUCCAUCUGGAAACAUGCUUUCAGAUUUCAGUGUUUGUGAAU
Molecule: messenger RNA, 1856 nt
Organism: Linum tenue
Lineage: Eukaryota; Viridiplantae; Streptophyta; Magnoliopsida; Malpighiales; Linaceae
Source: the annotation of a GenBank genome assembly